Messenger RNA from Lathyrus oleraceus (garden pea), 2471 nucleotides. Its product is annotated as protein decapping 5. The coding region runs from base 178 to 2088 and encodes 636 amino acids. Gene Ontology annotation, molecular function: mRNA binding. Gene Ontology annotation, biological process: P-body assembly; cytoplasmic stress granule assembly. The transcript has 8 exons. The record is from RefSeq and is a predicted model, not a curated record. Lineage: Eukaryota; Viridiplantae; Streptophyta; Magnoliopsida; Fabales; Fabaceae. Gene Ontology annotation, cellular component: P-body.
UUUUAUUCUUCACUCAUACACUCUUUCUUUCACUACUUUCGAGUCUAUCUCUUUCUCUCUCUUUCAUCUCCCCCUCUUUCUCUCUCCCAUCACGCAAACAACCGCUUGAACCCUAACGUGUGUAUUCGUUUUUGAAAGCUGAUACACACAGUGUAUGGUUUCAAUUCUUCCUAGGUCAUGGCUUCCGAUACCGCUUCUCGUUCGAGUUCCGCGGCCGAUUCCUACAUUGGUUGCUUGAUCAGUUUGACGUCCAAGAGCGAGAUCAGAUACGAGGGCGUUCUCUACAACAUCAACACCGAUGAAUCCAGUAUUGGCCUAAAAAAUGUACGCUCUUUUGGAACUGAAGGAAGGAAAAAGGACGGUCCACAAAUUCUGCCAGGUGACAAGGUCUAUGAGUAUAUACUCUUCCGUGGGACGGACAUCAAGGAUUUACAGGUGAAAUCUUCUCCACCUGUCCAGCCUACUGCACCAACAAAUACCGACCCAGCUAUUAUUCAGUCUCAGUAUCCCCGCUUAGCCACAACAUCGACAAGUUUACCAGCUGCAAGUGGAUCUUUGACUGAUGCUAGUCCUCAUACAACACAGCUUGGACACCCAGGGUCAAACUUUCAAGGGCCUUUGUAUCAACCUGGAGGAAAUGUAGUAUCAUGGGGAGCUUCUUCGCCUUCUCCAAAUGUAAAUGGUGGCGGGCUUGCUAUGCCAAUGUAUUGGCAAGGAUAUUAUGGUGCCCCAAAUGGGCUUCCUCAGUUACAUCAGCAAUCUUUGCUACGACCUCCUGGCUUAUCCAUGCCUUCAUCUAUGCAGCAGCCAAUGCCUUCAUCUAUGCAGCAGCCAAUGCAUUCAUCUAUGCAGCAGCCUAUGCCUCCGUCUUUGCAGCAGCACAUGCCUUCAUCGAUGCAGCAGCCAUUGCCUUCAUCGAUGCAGCAGCCAUUGCAGUAUCCCAAUUUUAGCCCCUCUUUACCAACUGGGCCUUCCAAUUUUCCAGAAUUUCCUUCUGCUUUCCUCCCUGUGGGCACUAGUUCCCCUAAUAUAACAGCUACUUCUGCACCUCCAUCAAAUCUUCCGACAACAGUUUCACCUCCAGCACCUUUGGCCACACUAGCUCCUGAAACUUUUCAAGUAUCAGUUCCAAACAAGGCACCAUCUGUGUCCCUUCCUGCAGUCACAUUAGGUGCUAACUUGUCUUCACUAGCUUCUUUUACCAAUGGUGGUCACGAUAUGAGUGCUUCUGUACCAAUGGCUAAUAAACCUAAUGCAAUUUCAGCUCCAAGUUUGUCAUACCAAACUGUACCCCAGCAGAUGGCUCCUUCAAUUGUUGGCUCUUCGAAUUCUAUCCGCACAGAACCACCUGUCCCUUCUCUGGUAACCCCAGCUCAAUUAUUGCAGUCUGGGCAAUCUGCAGUAGCUUCAUCUAAGCCUUCACAAACAGCACAUAAGGAUGUUGAAGUGGUUCCGGUAUCAUCAACUUUACCUCCAGAGCCACCUGUGUCUGUCGCUGCUGAAUCCCAGCCACCGAUACUUCCAUUGCCUGUGACUUCACGGCCAACUCACAGGCCUGGUGGAGCUUCUAGCCAAACUCCUCAUGGCUAUGGCUACAGGGGACGCGGAAGAGGAAGAGGAGUCCAGGGUUUCCGCCCAGCUGAAAGAUUCACCGAGGACUUUGACUUCACAGCUAUGAAUGAGAAGUUCAAAAAGGAUGAAGUAUGGGGUCACCUAGGUAAAAGUAACAAGAAAGACGGGGAAGAAAAUGCUAGUGAUGAAGAUGGAGGUCAAUAUGAAGACGAUGGCGAUGUAUCAAACUUGGAGGUUAAGCCUGUUUAUAACAAGGAUGAUUUCUUUGACUCUCUCUCCUGCAACUCACUCAAUAAUGAUCCACAAAAUGGAAGGAUUAGAUAUUCAGACCAAAUCAAGAUGGAUACCGAGACAUUUGGUGAUUUUACGAGGCAUCGUGGUGGCUGGGGUGGCCGUGGUCCAUGGCGCGGUGGUGGUGGCGGACGUGCUCGAGGUGGUGGGUUUUAUGGAAGGGGGUAUGGCUAUGGUGGUGGAAGAGGAAGAGGUGGACGUGGCAUGUCUGGCGGUCGUUUUUAGAUGGACGCCGCAAUGCUAAGUUGUGGUGGUAGGGAGGCAAGGAGCAAAAGACCAAGCCACCCACUUAAAAUGUUUAUUGAAGCUAUGCUUCAAUGUUGUGAUUUCUGUUUCUGUUUUGUCAUAGAAUAAGUUAGACAGUUUUUUGGGUUAUGUGGACACCUAUUUGCCCAAAAGAACCUGGUUUUGGUUUGGUGGAAAGAUGUUUCUCUACCAUUUUCUAUAUUCAUAGAUCUGGAAUGCACAAAUUCUAGACAAGUUUCUUGCGGUAUGUUGUUUAUGUAUGUAAGCAAUCAGCAAGUUUUCCAUUUAUGAGACAUGUCAAAUUGUUUUGCAUUGUAAAUGCAAGUGACCAUUUUAAGACUAAAUUAUACUUUGAUACCUUA